Molecule: messenger RNA, 3296 nt
Organism: Scomber japonicus (chub mackerel)
Lineage: Eukaryota; Metazoa; Chordata; Actinopteri; Scombriformes; Scombridae
Gene: ano6
Product: anoctamin 6
Exons: 20
Coding region: 96-2843 (915 amino acids)
Biological process (GO): calcium activated phosphatidylserine scrambling; calcium activated phosphatidylcholine scrambling; chloride transmembrane transport
Cellular component (GO): plasma membrane
Molecular function (GO): chloride channel activity; protein dimerization activity
Source: RefSeq, a predicted model, not a curated record
AAAAAAACAUAGUGUGCUGUAGUAUACUUUGAGCUGCUGGUGGAUCUAUAAGGUUUAUUCCCUCGGUGAUGUGACCGCCCCCCCCGAUAAGGAUCAUGAGCGACAACGACAUCCUCGAGAUGGAGUCCUUAUCUGACGCGGAAUAUUUGGAGGGAGAUACAGAGUUGGGCAUGAUAGACGAAGGAGUCGUUUACCCUGAGGAGUUUUUACCAACAUAUCACUCUAUUAAAGAAGGAUCAAAGGUAGCCAAAGCACAACUGACAGAGUUCAAUGACAAUCCGGACUCUUUAUUCUUCAACGAUGGUUUGAGGCGGAUUGACUUCAUCCUCGUCUACGAAGAUGAAGACAAGAAGGACUUUGAGAAGAGGCACACAUACGCAAGGCGCAAGAGACGGCGAGAGUACUUUGAAGCCAGCCUGAUGAAGAUGGGAAUGGAGUUGGAGGCAACAAGAUCUGUAGUUGAUGAAAAACUGAUGUUCGUCAAGGUCCACAUGCCGUGGGACGUGUUGUGCACCUACGCCGAGGUCCUGCACAUCAAGCUUCCUAUCCAGCCCAAUGACCUGUCCUCUCGCCCAUCUCCAUGGCGCCAUAUUUCCUUCAUCACUAAGCACUUCUACCCCAACGAGGACCUGAUCACCAAGGAGACUGACUUCUUCACAGCCCCCUUUGAGAAAGACCGCCUAGAGUACUUCUACAUCAAGGACAAGGACCUCUUCUUCACUCCUGCCAUGAGGAGCAGGAUGGCUUAUUACAUCCUGAGCCGUGCCCCAUAUGAAAUACGUGGGAAUAUUAAGAAGUUUGGUAUCACAAAACUGCUGGAUGGUUCUGUGUACAAAGCUGCCUACCCUCUCCAUGACUGCAGGUUCAAUGUCAAGUCCAAUGAAGAGGACUGCCCCAAUGAGAGAUUCCUCCUCUAUAAUGAAUGGGCUCAUCCCAAAAGCUUCUACAAGAUGCAACCACUUGACCUAAUAAGGAAGUAUUAUGGAGAGAAGAUUGGCAUUUACUUUGCCUGGUUGGGUUUCUACACAUUAAUGCUCAGUCUGGCUGCUGUUGUGGGAUUGGGUUGUUUCAUUUAUGGGUACAAAACUCAAGAAACCAGCACUUGGAGCAAAGAAGUGUGCAACCCUGAGAUCGGAGGAAAAAUUGUGAUGUGUCCGCAAUGUGACAGGGAAUGCAAAUACUGGAGGUUAAACAGUACCUGUGAAGCUUCAAAGAAACUGUGCAUAUUUGAUAACUAUGGAACCCUGGUGUUUGCAGUUUUUAUGUCAAUCUGGGUAACUUUGUUCCUGGAGUUUUGGAAACGCUACCAGGCGGAGCUUGAGUAUGAGUGGGACACCGUGGAGUUUUUGGAGCAGGAAGAGCCACCCCGUCCUGAAUAUGAAGCCAAGUGCAUCUACGAGAGGAAAAACCCCGUCACAGGGGUGAAGGAAAAUGUGCCAUACACAAAAUGUGGACGAUGUGUUCGGGUGUCAGUAGGAAUUGGAACAGUUUUAUUCUGGAUACUGUUGAUUGUGGCAUCCAUUGUGGCCAUCACUGUGUACCGCCUGGCUGCCUUCUUUGCCUUCUCAGCGAGACUCAGAGCUCAGGAGCUGCAGCCGUUAAAGGAGUAUGUGACGCCUCAGAUGGCCACCUCUGUCACAGCCUCCCUGAUAAGCUUUGUUGUCAUCAUGAUCCUCAAUGUUCUCUAUGAGCGGGUCGCCAUCUGGAUCACUGACUUUGAGCUUCCAAGGACGAAGACAGACUAUGAGAACAGCUUGACCCUGAAGAUGUUCCUCUUUCAGUUUGUCAACUAUUACUCCUCUUGUUUCUACAUCGCAUUCGCCAAAGGGAAAGCAGUUGGCUAUCCAGGAGAGCCUGUUUAUCUCUUGGGAAAAUACCGAAACGAGGAGUGUGAUCCUGGUGGUUGUCUGAUUGAGCUGACAACUCAACUCUCUAUCAUAAUGGGUGGAAAAGCCAUCUGGAAUAACUUCCAAGAGGUCUUGCUACCCUGGGUGAAGAAUUUAAUUUUCCGCUAUUGCACCCAUGUGGCCUCACAGAAAGUGAUUCCUCGUUGGGAGCAGGACUACGAGCUCCAGCCAAUGUCCAAACUAGGACUGUUCUAUGAAUAUCUUGAGAUGGUCAUCCAGUUUGGCUUUGUGACCCUGUUUGUGGCCUCCUUCCCUCUGGCUCCGGUCCUGGCUCUGGUCAAUAACGUGUUUGAGAUUCGGGUUGAUGCUUGGAAAAUGACCACUCAGUUUCGCCGCAUAAUGCCAGAGAAGGCCCAGCAUAUAGGGGCUUGGCAGCCAAUUCUUCAAGGAAUUGCCAUCUUGGCUGUUGCAACAAAUGCCAUGAUCAUUGCUUUUACAUCAGACAUGAUUCCACGGCUGGUGUACUACUGGUCUUUCUCUGUGUACCCGUAUGGAGAUCAUGCUAGUAACACUAUGGAGGGAUACAUCAACAGCUCACUAUCUACAUUCAACACCAGCGAUUUCUCCGAACAGAGCAGACCCAUGAACGCAUCAGACAGCAUCACCACCUGCAGGUAUCGAGAUUUUCGGUAUCCUCCAGGACACCCCAGGCAGUAUGAGUUCACUAUGUACUACUGGCAUGUGAUUGCUGCCAAAAUGGCUUUUAUAAUUGUUGUAGAGCACAUUGUUUACCUUACCAAGUUCAUCCUUGCCUAUGUGAUCCCAGACGUCCCAUACGCAGUCAGAGAACAAAUGAAACGGGAGAAAUACUUGACUCAGGUUAUCCUCCAUGAGACCAACCUCAAGCUGGUGACCAAACGUUUGAAACCAGUUGAUGACGAGACCUUCAAGCACAUAGAGGAGACAGUGUCAAAGGACAUAGAGCUUGAUUUCUGACAGUAGACAAAUACAGAAAGGCUCUUGUGAAGUUCUGAAAAUGUACGAAGAAAAAAUGAUGCUCACUUCUGAACAUCUGGUUUAAUAUGGACCAACACCUUGUGAACAAGUGAUAAAAUUAAGAAUGUAGCAACCAGUAAGAAAAAAAGGCCUAAAGUCUAGUUCAGACCAAAGAUUCACAAGAAGAAGAUUGCAGGGAAAGGUUGUAGCAGUGUGAACCUGCCUGUCUCAGCAUGAUGGAAGAUGGGCUGAUGGCAUCACCUGCGACUCAACUUGUCAAGUUGCCAGUGGCUGGCUUUAGAUAAUAAUAGUCAGGAUGUCUGAAGGAGACGGUGUUGAAACUAGGGGUGGGACUAACUAUCCAAACAGGACUACAUUAUAGUUUUUGUGAUACAACUCAUUGGCAAAGGGUAUUUCUGUUUUGGUGUUAAGGUUUGAGUUUGAUGUCAUUUU